Molecule: messenger RNA, 535 nt
Organism: Rubroshorea leprosula
Lineage: Eukaryota; Viridiplantae; Streptophyta; Magnoliopsida; Malvales; Dipterocarpaceae
Source: the annotation of a GenBank genome assembly
GCUUGCCCCUUUAACACAAAUGAACAUUUCAAUAUUUCUUAGCUCAACACUAGUUUAGUUCAUAAAUAGCUCCAAUAGCAAGGUUUUGAAAAUUGGAUCGGACCGGAUGGUUGGAUCGAUUGAACUGGUACCCGAUGAUUUAAACGGUUCGGUUACAUUUUUUGAACCGUUUAAACGGUUAAAUCGUUUGAAACCGCUCGAACCGAUGAACCGUUUGAAACUGCUCAAACCGUUCAACCGGAUGGUUCAAUGCUUGGGCAUAAAAUCUUGAGAAAUUUGUGUCCGCCGGGAUUUGAACUUGCAACCUUAGAGUCUUUGGGUUGAUCUUUUGCCACCGAGACAAUGUAAUGCUUUAGUCAAUGAGUGCUUGGACUUUUAUUUAACCCAUAUAAAUCCCAAAGAUUUUAACCUUAUUACUGAUUACAAGCUUGAGAUUCGAACACUUGGUCUCCAUGUUGUAUAACAACGGUUUUUCCACUUGUACACAAUGUUCUUUUGUCAUUUUAAUGCUUUACAAUAUACUUAUUCUACUUUG